Molecule: messenger RNA, 2514 nt
Organism: Physeter macrocephalus (sperm whale)
Lineage: Eukaryota; Metazoa; Chordata; Mammalia; Artiodactyla; Physeteridae
Gene: CPE
Product: carboxypeptidase E
Exons: 9
Coding region: 152-1579 (475 amino acids)
Biological process (GO): protein processing; peptide metabolic process
Molecular function (GO): metallocarboxypeptidase activity; zinc ion binding
Source: RefSeq, a predicted model, not a curated record
UCCUGCGCUCCGCUCAGGCUCCGCGCUCGCUCCUCGGGUCUUCCCUCCGCUGCCGGCUCCAGGCCACCGGGAGGCGAGGCAAGGGGACCCGCGGGCUGUGCGCCCCGAGGCGCCGGGUACACAGGAGGCCGCACGGGAGACGCGUGGCGCGAUGGCCGGGCGAGGGGGCCGCGCGCUGCUGGCGCUGUGCGGGGCGCUGGCGGCCUGUGCGUGGCUGCUGGGCGCCGAGGCCCGGGGGCCCGGAGGGCCCCCGGCGGGCGCGAGGCGGCGCCGGCGGCCUCAGGAGGACGGCAUCCCCUUCGAGUACCACCGCUACCCCGAGCUGCGCGAGGCGCUGGUGUCCGUGUGGCUGCAGUGCGCUGCGGUCAGCAGGAUCUACACGGUGGGGCGCAGCUUCGAGGGCCGCGAGCUGCUGGUGCUCGAGCUGUCCGACAGCCCCGGCGUCCACGAGCCGGGUGAACCUGAAUUUAAAUACAUUGGGAAUAUGCAUGGCAAUGAGGCUGUUGGACGGGAACUGCUGGUUUUCCUGGCCCAGUACCUGUGCAAUGAAUACCAAAAGGGGAAUGAGACAAUCGUCCAGCUGAUCCACAACACCCGGAUCCACAUCAUGCCCUCCCUCAACCCUGAUGGCUUUGAGAAGGCAGCAUCUCAGCCUGGUGAGCUGAAGGACUGGUUCGUGGGUCGAAGCAAUGCCCAGGGAAUAGAUCUGAACCGGAACUUUCCUGACCUGGACAGAAUUGUUUAUGUUAAUGAGAAAGAAGGUGGUCCAAAUAAUCAUCUGUUGAAAAAUCUGAAGAAAAUUGUGGAUCAAAACACAAAGCUUGCUCCUGAGACCAAGGCUGUCAUUCAUUGGAUUAUGGAUAUUCCUUUUGUGCUUUCGGCCAAUCUUCACGGAGGAGACCUUGUGGCUAAUUACCCAUAUGAUGAGACGCGGAGCGGUAGUGCUCAUGAAUACAGCUCCUGCCCAGAUGAUGACAUCUUCCAAAGCUUGGCUCGGGCGUACUCGUCCUUCAACCCCCCCAUGUCGGACCCGGGUCGGCCCCCGUGUCGCAAGAAUGAUGAUGACAGCAGCUUCGUAGAAGGAACGACCAACGGCGCAGCGUGGUACAGCGUGCCUGGAGGAAUGCAAGAUUUCAAUUACCUCAGCAGCAACUGCUUUGAGAUUACCGUGGAGCUUAGCUGUGAAAAGUUUCCACCUGAAGAGACUUUGAAGAGCUACUGGGAAGAUAACAAAAACUCCCUCAUUAGCUACAUUCAGCAGAUACACCGAGGAGUUAAAGGAUUUGUCCGAGACCUUCAGGGUAACCCAAUUGCCAAUGCAACCAUCUCCGUAGAAGGAAUAGACCAUGAUGUCACAUCUGCAAAGGAUGGUGAUUACUGGAGAUUACUUGUACCUGGAAACUAUAAAGUUACAGCCUCAGCACCAGGCUAUCUGGCGAUAACAAAGAAAGUGGCAGUUCCUUAUAGCCCCGCUGUCAGGGUUGAUUUUGAACUGGAGUCAUUUUCUGAAAGGAAAGAAGAAGAGAAGGAAGAAUUAAUGGAAUGGUGGAAGAUGAUGUCAGAAACUUUAAAUUUUUAAAAAGCCUCUAAUUAACUGCUUUUAAUCUAUAUAAUGUAGUAUGAUGUAAUAUGGCCAUUUUCUUUUAGAUUUUGUGCAGUUGAUAUUUAACUUUGAUUUAUUUUUUAAUCAUUUAAAUAUUAAUAGGAAUUACUUAAAAUAGACUCAAGUAAAAAUAUAAGAACUUGGUCUACAAUGUUCAUUUUCCUACAUAUAAGACACAGAGGACCAUAGAAGAGAUUUAAGUGAUUUUGCCAUUUUAGGUGUAGAUGCAAUAGUCCAUGUGUUAUUUGCAAUACAGAACUUUUUGAGUAAUUCUAGCUUUUAAAAGUUAGUGAGUCCUUUUAAUGUAAUCGGUGACAGUGUCACAUAAUGAAUGCCAUCGGAAAGGUCAACAGCUAUAGCUUGAGUUGUGAGCACUCUACUGCAAGACUUAAACAGACCUGUGUAAAUUGUCAUUUGUCUCUUGUGCUGACUAGCUAUAUAAGCAUGAUAUUGUUAAUGCAUUCUUGAUGGGAAGAAAAUGUAAACGUUUAGCAAGAGGUUUUAUGAAAGGAAUGGAAAUUGACUUCUUGCUUGUACAUAUCGGGGCAAUCCUGUUAUAUUAUUCAGCUGGCUAACACUACUUCACAGUGUAGGGUUUCUCUUGGUUGUCAGUUGUCCCAGAAUUGCAUUCUGAAUGAAUAAAGAUUAAAAAAUCCCUAUGAUCUAUAUUUUAAUUCUCUAUGAUUUUUGGUCUAGAGUUGUGGUCUUGUGAUAAAAAACAUAUGUAUUCCCUUGAGAGUGGCCUCUCAUUGGUUCAUCCUGUAUAUUUUUAAAUUUAUUAAGUGACUGUGGUAUGCCAAGCACAGUGCAAGCUCUGUGUAUAUUAUUUUGGUGGACAAAAGGUUCUGAUUCCAUGGAUCUUAUGGACCAGUUGUGGACAUAGACUUUAAAUAAAUAUACACACAAAUGAA